AUGCCGGUCGACCAUUCGCCCAAGCAAGCCUCGGGAAGUGAAAAAUCGGGUAAUACCUCUCCAAGGGACAAGCAAACUACGGAGGAUAUGCAAGAUAACAUAAUCACACCCGUUGAAAUUCAAGCAAAUGAAUUCCGCAACGUGAAAUUGGCUGCAUUCUGGCGAAAUCGGCCAAAAUUAUGGUUCGCGGCCAUUGAAUGCGAAUUUACUGCCUACCGCAUACGCUCAGACGAGAUCAAAUAUAGUGCAGUCGUCAGACAUCUUGACGAACAUUCGAUGAUUGCAGUAGCCGACAUCCUGGAACAACCGCCAACGAUAGGUAAAUAUGAAACACUUAAAGCCACACUAAUAGAACGUUUUUCAGAUUCCCUCGAAAAACAAAUGCGGACAUUGCUCGAUGCCACGGAAUUGGGUGACAAGACCCCUUCCGUUUUAUUAAGGGAAAUGCGUACGCUGGCAGGCACAAACGUUACCGAUAGCAUGUUAAGGACGUUAUGGCUUCAAAGACUCCCUCCCAGAAUCCAAGAAUUGUUAGCUGUGUUAGAUGAGGUAAGCCUUGACAAACUCGCAGCUUGUGCCGAUAAAGCACACGACAGAGGAGCAGGUCACGGCACCAUAGCUACAACAAGUGUCUCGCAGCCGGACUCUAUGCAGACUUUAAACAAUCAAAUCAGUAAACUCACUAAGUCCGUAGCCGCUAUAGGAAAAAGAAGAGCACGUUCUAGAUCUAGAGGCAAAACAAAUAAGAGAUCCAACAGCCAAGAUAAAGUAAAGGAUACAUCACAAACUACAUGUUAUUAUCAUCGGCAUUUCGGCGAAAAAGCUUGGAAAUGCCUACUCCCAUGCGACUCGAAACAUCCCUUAGCCAAACGGGAAAACUCCAGCAGCCGCCGGCAAUAG
Messenger RNA from Monomorium pharaonis (pharaoh ant), 900 nucleotides. RefSeq lists its product as uncharacterized. The record is from RefSeq and is a predicted model, not a curated record. Bases 1 to 900 code for a protein of 299 amino acids. The transcript has a single exon. Lineage: Eukaryota; Metazoa; Arthropoda; Insecta; Hymenoptera; Formicidae.